Fusarium redolens is the source of this 2067-nucleotide messenger RNA. RefSeq names its product WLM domain-containing protein. The transcript has 7 exons. The record is from RefSeq and is a predicted model, not a curated record. Bases 1 to 2067 code for a protein of 688 amino acids. Lineage: Eukaryota; Fungi; Ascomycota; Sordariomycetes; Hypocreales; Nectriaceae.
AUGGCCGAACAGAAAGAUAGAUGGUCUGCCAACGCUUAUCAGCACUCAGCUUCUUUUGUCCCUAAACUGGCAACAAAAGUUGUUCAAUGGCUUGAUUUACACAAAGAUGAUGUUCUUCUUGAUAUCGGCUGUGGAGAUGGCAUCUUGAAUGCCGAAUUCGCAAAGAUAUUGGCGCAGGGAAGCGGCUCAAUGCAUGGCGUUGAUAGCUCAGCUUCUAUGAUUGAAGCUGCUCGAGAGUUGUGCAAGGAUUCCCAGAACUCUACCUUUGAUGUCUUGGAUGCUACACAGCUCGUCUCCAAGCCAGAACUACAAAAAGGAGCUUUCACCAAGGUUUUCUCCAAUGCAGCUAUGCACUGGAUUCUCCGCCCAGAAGAUACUCGUGCUCAGUUCUUCAAGGGUGUUUACGCUUCACUGGCCCCAGGGGGUUCAUUCGUCUUCGAGAUGGGCGGUUUCGGCAACGUUUCUGAAAUGCGAACUGCUGCUCUCAGUGCUGUAGGUCGCCGCAUUGGUAUGAAAGCAGCCGUCGCAGCAGACCCAUGGUUCUUCCCUGAUGAAGCUUGGGCCACAAAGGCGCUGCAAGACGCAGGCUUCGUUGUUGAACGGGCAGAGCGGGAGUGGCGGCCAACACCAGCUGACAAAGGCGGUGUUGAGGGCUGGAUCAGGCUCAUGGCAAGUCAGUUCUUAGAUGCUGUCUCGGAUGAAAAGGAGAGAGAAGAAGCUGUGCAGGAAUGCGUGGGGGUGCUGAGGGAGGUUUGUCGUAAUCCCUCUGGUGGGGAGACGAUAUCUUAUGUGAGGCUCAGAGGCGCGACUUGCGUCAGCCUUACCCUACAAAGGCACGACAUCGUCAUGCCCGAACACGAUGCGCUCGUGUUGUCGUAUAGCCAUUUGGCCAAGCUUCCCAGAGCAAGCGAUGCACUGCAGACCCUGAAGAAAGUAGCUUCCCUAGUGAAGCCUAUAAUGCGAGCGCGCAACUGGAAAGUCCGAGAGUUGGCCGAGUUCUAUCCUGAGCAACAUAAUCUUCUGGGUCUCAACAUCAAUCGAGGAGCCAAGAUAUGUCUUCGUUUGCGACAUGCUGGAGAUAAGAACCAGUUUAUGCCCAUCGAAAGUGUUGUUGAUACAAUGCUACACGAGUUGUCACACAUAGUCCAUGGCCCUCACGAUGUCAAGUUCCAUGCCCUUUGGGAUCAACUCAGAGACGAACACGAGGGCCUGGUUCUUAAAGGCUACACCGGAGAAGGCUUCCUUUCAGAGGGUCGACGUCUAGGAGGCUCAAGGAUACCACCUCUUGAAGCUCGUCGGGUGGCACGAGAGGCUACAGAGAAGCGACGAGCUCGUCCUGGUACCGGAUCUGGCAAACGUCUAGGGGGCUCUGCUCCUCGGCCAGGUGAAGAUAUUCGGAGAGUAAUUGCGGAUGCUGCCGAGCGGCGGAGCAGGAUUCUCAAGGGUUGUGGCACAGAUAACCUCAGCGAAACUCAAAUUCGUAACAUUUCAGACAAUGCCACAAAGAAUGGUUUUCGAACACAGGCCGAAGAAGACGAGGCUAACGAUGCAGCCAUAGCUCAAGCCCUGUGGGAACUUGUGCAGGAAGACAAAUCGGUUGAAUACGGCAACUCUUAUAUUCCUCCUACGGCGGACAAUCCAACUGGAAAUGGAGGCGGAUCAGUAAUCCCGCAUAAGGAACCUAGUGGUAGUUCGGAGAGGUCCAGAGAGCCUCCAGGCUGGACAUGCAGCACUUGUACUCUACACAAUCCUGCCAACUACCUCUGUUGUGACGCUUGUGGGAUGGAGCGAUCCGAGAUGAGUCCAAGGACACAACAGGUUAAAGACAACCGCCGAUCCAGAUCGCCAGUAUCCCAACCUGCUGUUAUUGACUUGACGACUUCAAGUCCGCCGCGAGAUCGGCAGAAGUCUGCUACGACAUCGCGGAAUUCAUGGCCAAGAGUCACAAGUCAAGAAGCUGCGUCGUCGGGACCGCAGAUAUGGGAAUGCAGUUUUUGUGGGACAGUGAUGGAAAAGAAGUGGUGGACUUGUUCGACAUGUGGAAAAAUCAAGGACAAUUCACGAUAG